CAGUGAGCGCGCGGAGAGCAGCAGAGAGCACGCGCUUAGAUCAAACACUCAGAGCGGUUAGAGCGCGAGCCGCACACGCAGGAGCGUCACAGCAGCGCGCGGAGAGUUUAGUGGUGACGGGUUAAACGCACGCGGUAUUUAUUUAUUAUUAUUAUUAUUAUUACACAGGUUUAAUAUGCUGUUAAUAUUAUUCAUUAAUAUUCGGUAGAGCGGAUUAGCCUAGAGGAGUUUAACUUCCACAGGGAUCUGAGUGAUUUAUACUGCAUCAUAACGAAAACACAAACAACUACUGAUCACUUCGGAGAAGCUGUCGCUGGAGGUUUAUUAGUGCUCUAUUAGCGGUUUAUUAGUGAUCUGUUAGUGAUUUAUUAGAGGUUUGUUGUGCUCUAUUAGUGAUUUAUUAGCAGUUUAUUAGUCGAUUAGUCCCGGUCAGUUAGUGCUGACGUCUCGCGCUGUCAUGCUGGCCCUCGCGCUGGAAUUCCUCGUGGUGCUGCUGCAGGUCGCGUGGGCUGUGCUGGCCGCCGCGCUGCGCUGGCUCGUGCGGCCGAAGGAGAAGAGUGUGAGCGGGCAGGUGUGCGUGAUCACGGGCGCCGGCGGGGAGCUCGGCCGCCUGUUCGCGAGGGAGUUCGCGCGCCGCCGCGCCACGCUCGUGCUGUGGGACAUAAACAGCACGAGCAAUGAGGAGACCGCGGAGAUGGUCAGAGAAAUCUACAGAGAACUGGACACGCAGACGGAGGGUUCUGGAUCAGAGGAGGGUUCUGCGUUCCAGCCACAGGUGUACACGUAUGUGUGUGAUGUGGGUAAGCGGGAGAGUGUGUACACCACCGCAGAGCGAGUGCGCAGAGAGGUGGGGGAGGUGGACCUGCUGAUCAAUAACGCCGGCGUGGUGUCGGGUCAUCACCUGCUGGAGUGUCCGGAUGAGCUGAUUGAGAGAACGAUGGUGGUCAACUGCCACGCCCACUUCUGGACCACCAAGGCAUUUCUCCCCAAGAUGCUGGAGAUGAACCAUGGACACAUUGUGACAGUUGCCAGUUCACUGGGCCUCUUCAGCACAGCUGGCGUGGAGGAUUACUGCGCUAGCAAGUUCGGAGCCAUCGGUUUCCACGAGUCCCUGAGCCACGAAAUCAAGGCUUCAGAGAAAGACGGCAUCAAAAUGACACUGGUGUGCCCUUACCUGGUGGACACGGGCAUGUUCCGAGGCUGCAGGAUAAGGAAAGAAAUUGAGCCAUUUUUGCCUCCACUGAGGCCGGAGUUCUGUGUGAAACAGGCUAUGAGGGCCAUCUUGACUGACCAGCCGAUGGUCUGCACACCCCGCAUUGUCUAUAUGGUCAACUUCAUGAAAAGCAUCCUGCCAUUCGAGGCCAUUGUUUGUAUGUACCGUUUCCUUGGGGCGGACAAGUGCAUGUACCCUUUCUUGGCUCAAAGGAAAGAAGCUAUGAACAACAACGAAGCAAAGAAUGGGAUCUAGACAACGACCCCCAAACUCCAGGGCAUAUUAGCUACCCACACAAGGAAACACCACUGAGAGCAGAGUGGACAGAAGAGAGACUGAAUUCAGACUGGUGCACUUGCAUUGAGCAGAUGCAAAGGUUUACCAUAUUGUUCCUCUGGAACAAAGAAAGCUGUGUAACUACGCUAAGGAUUUAUUUGUCUUUAUUAUUUUUUGUUUGGUUCGUUUUAAAAGAAACCAACCAUCUAUAUACUGUGUCAAUAGUUUUGAAAUCAUACAUGAGAUAUUCAGUAAUUAUUUACAUAAUGUAGUCACCAGCAUUAUCUAGUGUCUUUGUGAAAAUAUACAGUAUGUUACUGUAUGAACAGUAAAAUCUUGUCACUUUUUUACUUGUAGACAUGCACUGUAAUUACCUAAUUUCUCUACACUGCCAAUGCUAUUAGCUAAACCAGUACGCCACCUCAUUUCCCAGAAACUAGAGGCAAUCGUUUCAUCUGUCAGAAAUAAGACCCAAUGUUAAGUACUGCGUUUAACCCAAAUAAGACGGCAAACUACAUUAAAAACCCAACUUUAAACCCAACCAUACAGUCAACCCAAUAUUAAACCCAACUUUACAACCAGCUUUAAACCCAAACAAUACAGUAAAGCCAACGGUAAACGCAGUGUUAAAGUCUAGCGUUAAACCUAUUGUUAAACUCAAUGAUAACCCAAUGGAAAACCCAACAACAAACCCAGUGCUAAACCCACUGGUAAGCCCAACCAUGAACCCAGUGAAAGCUCAAUGUUAUUGUCCAUGGCAAACCCAAUGUUAAGUCCAAAGAUGAGCUACCAUUAAACCCCAGGGUUGGACUCAAAUGUAAGCCCAACUUUAUACCCAAAAGUAAACUCAGUGAUAAAAAAGACAAAGUGUUGAUGUCCAUGGCAAAUCCAACAUUAUACCCAAAAUAAAACCCAACCUUCUCAAACUCUCAUCUGAUCCUUGUCUUUUAGACCCAAAAGAUCAGUGUGAACAGUUUAGCUAUUUCAGCCUUUUGCUGUCCUUUAAACCACCAUCAUUUGUUUAUGUUUCCCCAUAAACAUGGUCCAUACGCAGCUUUGGCUGCUUAGUGUGCAUAUGAAAGUUCAGCCUGCGUCUCUUGGUUGGUAUACUUUGUGAAAAAGCCAGUCUGUGUUUUGAGCAGUUUGAAGCUCACUGAGUUGAACUGAGGGUCGCCGUCCUCCGUAGAUAAGAUCUUUCCUGAUUAAAGAAGAGGAGAACAGAAACAAACCAGCCCACCUCUAUUGAUUUUGUGGGUCAUUUGUCAAACUCUGUUUUUACAUUGUAUCUGGCUGGAAGAGGUGUGUGUCUUAUUAUUUCCUUUUUUAAAUCAGCAUAUACUUCAUUUUUUAAAUCAGCAGUUCUCUGAAGCAGGGCAUGGACUGAAGAAAUUAUGUGAACCAUCGAUUUGCCUGUGUUGACCGAAAUGGUUUGAAAAUCUCAGAAAUCCUGCAAGGCAUCCACUACAUCUUUAUUCCGAUAUCCAGCUGAAAUCUAUAUCAUGUUUCUUGUAACUUGGACUGAAAUGGUUCUCCAUGGCUAGAUAUAUGGAUAUCUCGUAUGUCUAAGAAAGUCAUUUAUGAAUUUAAUGUACAUUCCAAUAGGCACCAUUUCUUCACUUAUAGUGAUGAGCCUAAAAUCACUACCUCUUCAUUAUUUUAUUUUAUUUUUUUUUUGCCAUUUGUUGACAGUAUGACAUUAUGCCUCCUUUUGUAACUUUCUUAAGACUGCUCUGUAGAGGAGCAAACAAUGUGGUUCCAAUGUUUAGUGUCUCUACCUAACUUAAAUUAAUAAAUUGAUUUAGAUUGUGA
Molecule: messenger RNA, 3298 nt
Organism: Pygocentrus nattereri (red-bellied piranha)
Lineage: Eukaryota; Metazoa; Chordata; Actinopteri; Characiformes; Serrasalmidae
Gene: rdh10a
Product: retinol dehydrogenase 10a
Exons: 6
Coding region: 458-1468 (336 amino acids)
Cellular component (GO): lipid droplet
Molecular function (GO): oxidoreductase activity, acting on the CH-OH group of donors, NAD or NADP as acceptor
Source: RefSeq, a predicted model, not a curated record